Molecule: messenger RNA, 2128 nt
Organism: Gadus morhua (Atlantic cod)
Lineage: Eukaryota; Metazoa; Chordata; Actinopteri; Gadiformes; Gadidae
Product: E3 ubiquitin-protein ligase TRIM39-like
Exons: 2
Coding region: 133-1758 (541 amino acids)
Molecular function (GO): zinc ion binding; protein binding
Source: RefSeq, a predicted model, not a curated record
GGAAGUCAUGUUGACGAAACGAAACUGAAGGUUCAAAUCAAACGAAGCAACCGACCUGGAAGUUUUAUGCUCGUUCAGGAGAAAAAUAAAACGCAUUUUGAAACACGCUGACGGACAGAAACAGCAUCAAGGAUGGCCUCUGCUAACACCUCCUGGUCUGAAGAGAACUUUUCAUGUUCCAUCUGUCUGGAUGUGUUCAGCAGCCCAGUUUCCACACCAUGUGGACACAACUUCUGCAGAACCUGUAUUACUAAGUUCUGGGAUGAACAAGUCAAGUACAAAUGUCCCGUUUGCAACGAGCUUUUCAACACAAGACCUGAUUUACGGGUCAAUAUCCUCUUUUCAGAGAUGGUUGAUCGGAUUGGAACGUCCCUACGAGUAAAAGAGCAGCCUUGUGUUGAACCAGGAGAAGUUCCCUGUGAUGUCUGUACUGGGACCCAGCAGAAGGCCGUGAAGUCCUGCCUAAUGUGUCUUACCUCUUACUGCCAAACCCACCUGGAGCCACACCAUAGAGUCGCAGGCCUGAAGAAACAUCGGCUGGUCGAGCCUAUGGACCGUCUGGACGACAGGAUGUGUAAGAAACACGACCGACUUCUGGAGCUCUUCUGCCAGACUGAACAGGUGUGUGUGUGUCAGUUCUGCACAGAGACGGACCACAAGUCACAUCCUGUUAUACCUCUAAAGGAGGAAUAUGAAAUGAAGACGGCCCAGCUGGGGAAGAUAGAGGCUGAAGUUAAGCAGUUGAUCCAGGAGAGACAAAAAAAUAUUCUGGAGAUUAAAGACACAGUUAAACGCAUCAAAGUAGACGCAGACAGAGAGAUAGCUGAUGGUGUGCAGGUCCUCAAUGCUCUGAUGCGCCGCAUUGAAAAGUGCCAGGAUGAUCUCAACCAAAUGGUGAAAGAGAAACUGAAAUCCACAGUGAAACAAGCUGAAGACCUCAUCAAAGGGCUGGAGCAGGAAAUAGAAGACCUGACCAAUAGAAGCUCAGAGGUGAAGCAGCUCUCACAGACUAAAGACCACCUCCACUUCCUCCAGGCCUUCAGAUCCCUGAAGGAUCCUCCACCCACCAGGGACUGGGCCACGGUGGAGGUCCGUCCUCCGUCAUACGUAGGGACCUUGAGGAGAUCCCUGGAUCAGCUGGAGGAGACACUGAACAUGGAGAUGAAGAAACAGCGUGAUAAUGAACUGAAGAGGGUCCAGAAGUAUGAAGUAGAUGUGACUCUGGAUCCUGAUACAGCUCAUCCCUGGCUCAUCCUGUCUGAGGAUGGGAAACAGGUACAUGAUGGAGGUUUGAGGAAGGUACUCCCAGACAACCCUAAGAGAUUGACAUGGUGUAUAUAUGUUCUCCUGAGGCAGAGCUUCUCUUCAGGGAGAUUUUACUUUGAGGUCCAGGUUAAAGACAAGACUCUAUGGUGGUUAGGAGUGGUCAGAGAGUCCAUCAACAGAAAAGUUCUGACAGAGCGGACCCCUGAGAACGGUUACUGGACUCUUCACUACAACAAGGAUGUGUUGUUAUUUAGAGAUGACCCUUGUGUCCGUCUCCCUCUGAGAGCUGAGCUCCAGAAGGUGGGGGUUUUUGUUGAUUAUGAUGAGGGUGUGGUCUCCUUCUAUGAUGUGGAAGCCAGGGUUCAUCUCUACUCUGCUACUGGCUGUAGCUUCAGUGAGCCUCUCUAUCCACUCCUCAGCCCAGGUCCCCGUGUUUAUGAAGGUAACAACUCUGCCCCCCUCAUCAUCUCACCUGUCAAUCAAAUUGACUAGGACCUUUGUUUGGUAAUAAAAUAAUAAAAUAACCAAAACAACUAAUGUUGUUUCCUGAAUUAGAAUCUCUACUAUGUGAGGUCUGAGAGAACUUUAUUCAUAUCUUACUUUUCACUGUACUAUAAAAAGAUAUAACCCGAUAUAAGACUACACUAUAAUGUUCAAUGAUUUUUAUCUGAUUGUUUUUUUAUAUUUUUAAUUAAUGAAAAAAUUGUAAUCAGAUAAUGUGAAACAUUGAUUUUGAUAACAUUAUCAUUAGUUGUUUUAACCAGAUAGUUAUAUUCCUUUAUUAUUUUUGAAUCAUGUUUGACAACACAAUACAAUGUUUGUAAACUUUUGAGAUUUGAAUAAAAAUGUUCUAAAAGUAGAA